UCUAAUCCCCAUUUUCCAAAACAGUUUCUUCAAUUAGGUUCGAUAAAUAGUCAAUCCCACUAGCUCGAGUGCUGAAAUGGCGAGUUCCGAGGAUCCAAAUGCAUCUUCCCCGGCUGAACAGCCGCCAAAGCACUACGGCAUCACAAAGCCGAUCUUCCUUUCGGGUCCCACCGAGUAUGAUCUUCAACGAAAUGUCGAACUCGAAAAGUUCUUGAUUGAUUCGGGUCUUUAUGAGAACAAAGACGAGGCUGCGAAGAGAGAAGAGGUUCUUGGCCGCAUUGAUCAGAUUGUGAAAGGCUGGGUGAAGCAAUUGACAAGUCGAAGAGGCUACACGGAUCAGAUGGUGGAGGAUGCGAAUGCUGUCAUUUUUACUUUUGGGUCUUAUCGUCUUGGGGUUCAUGGGCCUGGAGCUGACAUAGACACUUUGUGUGUUGGGCCAUCAUAUGUGAAUCGAGAGGAAGAUUUCUUUAUUAUAUUGCAUGAUAUCCUGGAUGAAUUGGAAGAGGUUACUGAACUUCAACCAGUUCCUGAUGCUCAUGUCCCCGUCAUGAAAUUCAAGUUCCAGGGAAUAUCAAUAGAUCUCUUGUAUGCAAGCAUAUCUCUUUUGGUCGUUCCAGAUGAUCUGGAUAUCUCACAUGGAUCUGUGCUAUAUGAUGUUGAUGAGCAAACUGUUCGAAGUCUGAACGGCUGCAGGGUUGCAGAUCAAAUUCUUAAACUUGUCCCCAAUGUUGAGCACUUCCGGACGACACUCAGAUGUUUGAAGUUUUGGGCUAAAAGACGUGGUGUUUAUUCAAAUGUUACUGGAUUCCUUGGUGGUGUGAAUUGGGCUAUCUUAGUUGCUCGGAUAUGCCAGCUUUAUCCCAAUGCAAUUCCUAGCAUGUUGGUUUCCAGAUUUUUCAGAGUGUAUACUCAGUGGCGUUGGCCAAAUCCUGUAAUUCUAUGUUCAAUUGAAGAGAAUGAACUUGGGUUCCCUACAUGGGACCCUCGUAGAAACCCUCGGGACCGCCUUCAUCAUAUGCCAAUAAUAACUCCUGCAUACCCUUGCAUGAACUCUAGUUACAAUGUCUCAGUAAGUACUUUACGAGUUAUGGCAGAGCAGUUCGACCAUGGUAAUAGGAUAUGUCAGGAGAUUGAGCUGAAUAAGGCCCAGUGGAGUGCUCUCUUUGAACCUUAUCUCUUCUUUGAGGCAUACAAAAAUUAUCUACAAGUGGACAUAGUUGCAGCUGAUGUUGAUGACUUGCUAACGUGGAAGGGAUGGGUGGAAUCCCGGUUUAGACAGCUUACCUUGAAGAUAGAGCGAGACACAAAAGGGAUGCUGCAGUGCCAUCCAUAUCCUAAGGAAUAUGUUGACGUAACCAAGCCAUGCCCACACUGCGCUUUCUUUAUGGGUUUGCAGAGAAAAGAGGGAUUGAGAGGUAAAGAAGGUCAGCAAUUUGAUAUACGUGGAACAGUUGAUGAGUUCAGGGAAGGAAUAAACAUGUACGUGUUCUGGAAACCCGGGAUGGAUAUAUACGUUUCUCAUGUUCGCCGGAAGCAGCUUCCUCCCUUUGUUUUCCCUGAUGGGUGUAAGCGUCCUCGAUUAUUGAGGCAUGUAAGUCAGCAGGAUGAAAGAACCUAUGAAGAUUCUGCAGGUUGUAGUUCUGGAUCUGUGGAAAGACAUACCAGGAGGAAAAUUGAUCAUAAAACAGAGGAUAUGAGGCCAGCUAAACUAGAGAAGCAGACGUCUGUUAGUUCACAAUUGAUGGAGUCUGUGGCCCCAGAAAGUAUUACAGGUGGAGCACCUGAUACCAGCUUCAGUAAUGGCAUUAGAGUAGAGUGUCUUGCAACUGGAGAUGCAGAAAAGAAAUCUGAUCAUAGAUUGUCUGUUGGACAGUUAGAGAGUGAAGGAAGUGUUGGACACAUGAGAAUGGUUGAUAAUAUUGCGCAUGAAUCCAAUACUGCAAAUGAGUGCACGUCUAUGCGUGUUCCUGAAAUCCCUAAAGUCAGAAAUGAGGUCAAUCCUUCACAAGAGGAUCAUGAGGUAAAGCCAUCUGAACAGUUGGAGAAAUCUCUUUCCUUGAAGGAGCUGGUAAUUCCAUUCACAGCAUCUAUCUCAGAGUCCAAGGAAACAUGUGAGAUGGCGUAAGUAAGGACAGAGUUGGAAAUGUGACAUUGGCUGACCUGCAGAAUAUGGAUGGCCGACUCUACUGGGAGACUACUGAAUUGGACAGCAGAUGCUAAUGAUGUUGAUCAAUAACUAGUCAAACCAUGUAGUCGGAAGAUGGGGGUGGAGAAUGCUGAUUGUGCAUUGGGAUGGAUCCACUUCUAGCAGUCAGAAAAUUGCAAAGUGAGUUACUCUCCAUUUUCGAACUCUGGAUUAGGAAUUGUACCAGAUGGAAGUGAGAAAACUGAAAGUUCUUGGAGGAGAUGGUGAGAGGGGAUAUUUGCCGGAUGAUGCACUUUUGGAAUUGGCAGAGUCGCUUGGGAAAAAUGGCUCUAUAAACACGAUAGGGUAUUUCAAAAUGCCUUGUCAGAAGAGGUCCUGCACCACUAUACGUGAUUUGUUCCCAGUAACUGUGCUUAUACCUUACUAGUUUUGUGUACCCUUUGUGGCUAUCUCGUCUCUUUUCUCCAAUACAAUUUUAGGAACCUGACAAGUCUUUAUCCUUGAUCUUGUAUUGUAGAGCCAACCGUUGCAACCAGGGGUACUGUUAAUUUGGAAGAUGUAGCUAGGCAGGAAUCAGGAUCUAUGCAGAGGCCAACAGUAAGGCAUGUGUUCGAAACUCAUAUGUUUUUUAACCAAAUCAUUAUAUCUUUAUACUGGCCUGUUUGGUGGCUCUUUUGUGACUGACAGGUGGUCAAUGGAGUAACCUUUCAGCUUUCGCUGAUGCAUAGGUGGAAUCUCACUUUCACAAGUAAAAGAGCUCGCACAAGGUGGCGGGGAAGUUCCAUCCACGCAAAAACUCCGCAUGGUUUGGUGCGUCGGCGCAGGAUGUUGGGCUUCAAAAUGGCCUGCUAAGUUUUAAGCAUUAGGAAUUCAUGGAAGAGUACGAGUUUCAGUGUCUUUGCAGUCGCCAAGAACCCUGUUAUUUGAGCUGUAUAGAUUUGCAUGGAAGAGACAUUAAUCGGGGCAAAGAGUUCAGCAAGAGUUGAACUGAGCAGGCUGUGACGGGUUUGCUUUCUUAUUAUGCCUCUGUAUAAACACUAAUCAAACUUAUAGUAGUUUGUAUAUCCCGCCAUUGUAAUACAGUUUUUAAGCAAUUUACUCUCUCACUGGAAACAAGCUCGUUUUGGUCGC
Pyrus x bretschneideri (Chinese white pear) is the source of this 3277-nucleotide messenger RNA. RefSeq names its product nuclear poly(A) polymerase 4. The record is from RefSeq and is a predicted model, not a curated record. Gene Ontology annotation, molecular function: poly(A) RNA polymerase activity; RNA binding. Gene Ontology annotation, cellular component: nucleus. Lineage: Eukaryota; Viridiplantae; Streptophyta; Magnoliopsida; Rosales; Rosaceae.